This is a messenger RNA of Sinocyclocheilus anshuiensis, 1385 nucleotides long. Its product is annotated as secreted frizzled-related protein 2-like. The coding region runs from base 86 to 973 and encodes 295 amino acids. Gene Ontology annotation, biological process: non-canonical Wnt signaling pathway; canonical Wnt signaling pathway. NCBI's taxonomy places the organism in Eukaryota, Metazoa, Chordata, Actinopteri, Cypriniformes, Cyprinidae. The transcript is spliced from 3 exons. Gene Ontology annotation, molecular function: Wnt-protein binding. The record is from RefSeq and is a predicted model, not a curated record.
CCGCCCAGACUGUGCUGUGAGAAGAGCAGGUUGGUAGAGAAGCGCACUCACUCAGUUAAUUAUCCGCGCGCUGUCCAGUGAAACAAUGUUGCGCGCGUGUCUGGCUCUGCUGCUUGCGCUCUCCUUACCUGGAUAUCUGGAUGCGCUUCACGGAUUAUACGCCUUCGAUCAGCCCGAGCUCUUUCAGAAAAAGAGCAACUGCAAACCCAUACCUGCAAACCUGCUCCUGUGCCAUGACAUCGAGUACACGGGCAUGCGUCUGCCCAACCUCCUCGGACACGAAACCAUGAACGAGGUUCUGCAGCAGGCAUCCUCCUGGACCCCUCUGGUGCAAAAACAGUGUCACCCGGACACCAAGAAGUUUCUGUGCUCUCUGUUUGCUCCGGUGUGUCUGGAUGAUCUGGACGAGCCGAUUCAGCCGUGCAGGUCGCUGUGUGAGAGCGUGAAGAGCGGCUGCGCUCCGGUGAUGGCCGCUUUCGGGUUCCCUUGGCCGGACAUGCUAGACUGCAAUCGCUUCCCUCUGGAUAAUGACCUGUGCAUACCACCUGCGGGCGCAGAUGCUUUAGUGCCAGUCACCAAGGAAGUUCCAAGGGUGUGUGAUGCCUGCAAAGAAAAGCCUGAGAAUGACAAUGAAAUUGUGGACAGCCUGUGCAAAAAUGACUUUGCUUUAAAGAUCAAAGUCAAGGAGAUCUCCUACAUGAAUGGCGACACCAAGAUCAUUCCAGAAACCAAGAGCAGAACUAUCUACAAGCUGAAUGGAGGCAUUACUGAGCGUGACCUCAAGAAGACGGUGCUCUGGCUGAAAGAUGGUCUUCAGUGCGUGUGUGAUGAAAUGAACGACAUCAAUGCUGCUUAUCUGGUGAUGGGCCAGAAGAUGGAUGGAGAUCUGGUCAUCAUGUCGCUGAAGCGCUGGCAGAAGGGUCAGCGGGAGUUCAAGAGAAUUUCUCGCAGUAUUCGCAAACUUCAGUGCUAGGAUUCUCCUCUAAUCAGAGCACUCAAAUGGUCUUGAAUAUGAAGACCUGUAACAGUCACACCGUAGAUAAAUGCAUUCAAAACCCUAAUGUCUGCUUUCCCUGGCCAGUCAGAGUUCAGGAUCGAGGGUGAUGGAGAUGAUAUGCACCUAGCAUAGAUUCACCUUUUCGUUUUCCCUUAUACGUUCUGUCAGUUUGCUUCAUCUGUCGUAUUAACUAUUCACAAAGCUCAUUCGCUUAUUCCUCUCUUCAAACAUUUGUAACUAUAGAGCCCCAAAACUGUCCUGACAUAUAUAUCUUCUAGCAUAAAGUCAAUUUUCACUGUUAUUUUUUUUAUUGUAAUUGGAUUAAAUGAAUGAGAUGAUACAUUAUAUGGCCAGAAGUAUGUUCUAAUUAAUGAGUUCUGCUAUUCCA